Molecule: messenger RNA, 669 nt
Organism: Aspergillus ochraceoroseus IBT 24754
Lineage: Eukaryota; Fungi; Ascomycota; Eurotiomycetes; Eurotiales; Aspergillaceae
Exons: 1
Coding region: 140-475 (111 amino acids)
Source: RefSeq, a predicted model, not a curated record
CACCUCCAGAAAACGGUUGUAUUUUCUGUAUUGAUGUAAAACAGGUAACAAAAAGGUCUCUUCUUUAUCCCACUUUCUCCAUUAUUCUAGUCAGGUUGUAGGAGUAGGAGUAGGAUGAUAAUUCCUUCAAUCCAUCCAAAUGCAAGAUUAUACUCUCUCUCCACUACUCUUUCUACUCCGUACACUCCCCUCUUUCUUCCCUUCUUCUUCUUCUUCUUCUUCUUCUUCUUCUUCUUCUCCCCCCCCCCCAAAAAACAAAAAAAUCCCAAUCGAACUUUAUCCUUCCCCGAACGCGUUCUGUUCUGCCUUUCAUCUUUUCCCUCUUUCUUCCUCCCAUCUUCUACCUCCUCUUCCCCCCCCCCCCCCCCUAACUUCUUCCACUCUUCUUCUUCUUCUUCCCUUUACUCUCUUAAUCUAUCUCUUUUCUAAUCGCAUCAUCUCGCCUUUCACUUCCCAUAAUCUUUUCAUCUUAUAGUCCAUUUCAUUUUCGCUUCCUAUUCUUCUCCCCCUCAAAGGGUUCUCCUAUCUCUCAUCCUCGGUCCGUCGCAUCCCUGGGUUGGUUUUUGGUAUCCUUCUUAGGCGCUCAACCUGUCCUAUUGUAUUCAAGGGAAUGAUAUAGCCUCCUGGAAUCAUCAUUGUGAGACAUACUGCUUGAUCAAGUAACUUUGU